AUGUUCUUCUCCACUUCCAACAAGUCGGCCGCGUCGUCCGUCAAGGCGAAGUCCACUCCUUCAGCCAGCACUCGCCAAAACAAGGACACUUCCUCCCCAUCAACACGGAAUAACUCUGUGGAAUUCGAAUCCGCCGGCCAGAAACAAUCCAGCCGAAAGGCGAAUCGAUUCAACCCAGAAUGCCUCGUUCUCUUGGCCACCAUGAAAUAG
This is a messenger RNA of Ramularia collo-cygni, 210 nucleotides long. RefSeq lists its product as uncharacterized. Lineage: Eukaryota; Fungi; Ascomycota; Dothideomycetes; Mycosphaerellales; Mycosphaerellaceae. The record is from RefSeq and is a predicted model, not a curated record. Bases 1 to 210 code for a protein of 69 amino acids. The transcript has a single exon.